Messenger RNA from Toxorhynchites rutilus septentrionalis, 768 nucleotides. It is a transcript of the gene mRpS18B, whose product is annotated as 28S ribosomal protein S18b, mitochondrial. The record is from RefSeq and is a predicted model, not a curated record. Lineage: Eukaryota; Metazoa; Arthropoda; Insecta; Diptera; Culicidae. Gene Ontology annotation, cellular component: mitochondrion; ribosome. The coding region runs from base 157 to 768 and encodes 203 amino acids. Gene Ontology annotation, molecular function: structural constituent of ribosome. Gene Ontology annotation, biological process: mitochondrial translation. The transcript is spliced from 2 exons.
CUUCAGAAACAUUCGUUCUGGCGUAACUGAGCACAAUAAACACACAUUUUUCUGCGGUACAUAACCGGUCUUCGGAGGUCGUAGGAAGCGAAUUCUUCUGGUUCACAACGAAUAACAACACUUACGUCAUCUCGUAAAGCUUAUUCCGCUCGAGAAAUGUCAUUAUUUCGUGUGGUGGGCAAAGAAUUAUUCUACGUAUAUCGUCGAGGAAUUGCAUCAAUUGGAACCCGUUGCAUAACUUUGUCAUCGGUGAGAUUAACGGCGGGCAAAGAAACCUCUAGUACGAUAGAAGAGGACGAGGAAAACGAGAAUAAACCUUCAUCCGGCGAAGACCGUGACGACCCCAAAGAUCGCACACGAGUUAUUCCGGUGGAAACAAGCAUUCGGUAUCUGGCCAGUGAAGCGUUCCAGCAGACGUACCAAGGGGAUCCGGUGUGGAAGCAGUACAGACGAAACCAUAAGGGGCUCUAUCCACCGAAGAAAACUCGCAAAACCUGUAUCCGUGGGGGCAAGCUUUCCACGGGGAAUCCAUGCCCAAUCUGUAGAGACGAGUAUUUGGUGCUGGACCAUAGGAACAUCGAUUUGAUCAAGCAGUUUAUUUCCCCCCACAGUGGAGAGGUGCUGAGUUACCAGAUCACCGGAUUGUGCCAGAAGAAGCAUCUUCAACUGUUGGUUGCCGUCGAGAGGGCUAUGGAUUAUGGUCUCAUCACUUUCGAGGUGCCGUUCCGGAAUUAUGAUUAUUCGGAAUACUACACAGCCCAGCAAUAA